AUGACGCGUCGCCGAAACGCGACGAGAACCCAUCGGACUCCGUCUGUGGCGCCUUCGCGUCGCGCGCCCGCCUGGUUGUCAGGGCGAAGGAGAAGACGGAGGCCUCGGCGCCCGGAGGGAGGAAGCGGCGGCCUAGAGCAGGAUGCCGGGGCCUGGGGGGAACUCCCCAAAUGAACAAAGUUGCUUUUCUUCCUGGACAUUGACCUAAAGCACUUUAUCAUGGGCCAACAGCUUUCAAGCCAGACACACACUGUUAUUAAUAAACUGCCAGAAAAAUUUGUCAAACAUGUCUCUUUGGUUCGAGAAAGUGGCUUUUUGACAUAUGAAGAGUUUUUGGGGCGAGUAGCUGAACUUAAUGACAUAACUGCGAAGUUAGGUGCUGGCCAGGACAUGCAUCUGCUAUUUGAAGUUCAGCCAGGUUCAGAUUCUUCUGCACUCUGGAAGGUAGCUGUUCGGGUCGUAUGUACUAAGAUAAAUAAGACAAGUGGCAUUGUUGAAGCAUCAAGAAUCAUGAACUUGUAUCAGUUCAUUCAACUUUAUAAUGAUAUCACAAGUCAAGCAGCAGGCAUCCUUUCAGAGAAUGUUGCCUCAGAAGGAGCUGCAGAGGAUCCAGCUUCGGUAGCAUCUUGUCAAGCCAGCAUUUGGAUGGGAAGAGUGAAACAGCUGACUGAUGAGGAAGAAUGUUGUAUCUGUAUGGAUGGACGUGCUGAUCUGAUCUUGCCUUGUGCCCACAGCUUUUGUCAGAAAUGCAUUGAUAAAUGGAGCGGUCGUCAUAGAAAUUGCCCUAUAUGCCGUCUGCAAGUGACUGCAGCAAAUGAGUCUUGGGUUGUGUCUGAUGCUCCCACAGAAGAAGAUAUUGCUACAUACAUACUUAACAUGGUGGAUGAGGCAGGCCAGCCUCACAGACCCUGACACAACAAUGUUUGUACUCUUGAAUCUUUCAAGAUUUAAUUUUUCAUAGUUCCUCUUUGUUUGGUUUACUCCAUAUAUCGGUUUCUAUAAGCUAUGUGAAGAGUCUUUAAAAUUGGCCAGUCAUUGUGAACCAGUCCCAAGCUCAUAAUUUUCCAGUUUGUUUCAUUAAUUUCUCUGUUGGUAACAUAGAGGGUACAUCAAGUUUUUUCUAACACUAUGAUGCGCUAGCAGAACAAAUAUUUAAUUUUUAGUUAGCUGUUUUGUGAUAGCUUGUUAAAAUGGCACUUACUAAUUAAAACUGUAAGAUAAAAUGAGUGAUUACAAAUAGUCUACUGCCAAGAACUGCACUUAGAAGUUACCCUUCUUUAUCCAAGACUACACACAUUUGCUUGUAUGAAUAGGAAUAGCAACAUCCCACAUUUAUCAUAUGAUAAAUUAUAGUCACUUCUAAUAUUUAUAUGUGUUUUCUCAAAUCACUAUUACUCCAGCAUGUUGGGCACAUCCAAAACAUUGUGGUAGCACACUUCUGUGAUGAAUAAUUGGCUUUUGCACUUUUCUUCAGAUGGCAAAUAUGGUAGGCAGUUUCAAGUAACUUCACUCCUUCAUAUUUAAUAAGGUCAAAGGUUUCGAUCCAGGAAAGCCCCUCUACAGCCUGAAGGGCUCUUUCAGUCAGUGGUUGACUUUUGAGUGGAUGGAGCUUUUCUUCUGGCUGGGAGCAGAGUUUCCUCCUUGGAGCCGCGGAAGAUGGGUGGACAGCUCGAGCUCCAGGAACUGUAGAAAGGGGAGAAUAGGCGAGUAUUGCCUCCCAUUCCACCAGCAGAUACGUUCUGGAAGUCAACUCAGGGAUGUGCCCAUAAAUAACUUGUGGAAUAAAGCUCUGGAUCUAACCCAUCAUUUUUUGCUUUUGCUAAGAAGUGUGCCCAUAAAUAACCAAAUGUUGUUUACACAUCAUUACACUAUUAUAAUUAAUUUUAGACUGCUUUCUCAGAGUUUGAGUUUUUAAGAAACAUCACUAAUAUAAAAUAGAAAAAGAUGGUGACAAAGCAAUGACAUGGUGCUUGAUUCCUUUUUACAAGUGCAAUAUGAUUUACUAUAACAAGAAGUAUGAUUGCAAUAGCUUUGCUUUUAAUGUCUUACAAAUCUAAUGCAAAAACCAAUACUGCUUUUUCUCAAAAAUAUUGGUGCCAGGUUUGAGGGGCUUUUGGCAUAAUGCCCUCUAGCAGCUCCUCACUGUGGACUUAGUCCAAGCCACUAUUUCCCAUUUCCUUCAAUACAGCAAAGUCAACACAUCAUUGGAAAUUGAAAAUGGCCCAGUUACUUGUUGUAGGCCAUAAUGGUGAUGCUAGACCUGAUUGAUAUAAUAUCUUUUUCACAACUGCAGAGUAACAUUAAGGAAAAGUGGUUUGAUCUUCUUUUGAAAUGGUGUAUACAUGAGGUGGUCACUCACUGACACAUUCAAGGUAGCUGAAUGUUUGUGUAUUCUAAAACUGCUGUUUGUCAUUUUCACUGUAUCUUUGUAGAUACAUGUAGCAUUAUAAAGUUAUAACUUUGGCAAAGCCUUGUUGUAAAAUAUGUACUGACACUGAACCAAUGUGCUUCAGAGUAUGACUAAUGUAGUUUGGCAGAAUCAGUCUAAGAUAAUUAAAAUGGGAUACGUUGUUUUGUCUCUUCCAUUAUAAUGUGACUCUUCCAAGAGAAGGUUUAGACAGCAAUUCUUUAUUAUUGAUUUCAGGAGACAACUUUCACUUGGAACCUUCAGUGUCAGGGUACCAUCCUGCAAUAAUUCAUUUGGGAGCACUUGUUGCUUCAAAUUGUUGGGAGUGGAUUUUGAAGCUCAUCUGCAUGAAUAUGAAGGGGGUUGGUUGUGUUGGAUUUGGCAGAUUUGUGGUAGAAGUGCCUCAUUUUUUAACAACCAACUUUUAAAAAAACAAUAAGCCCUAUUAUUCAUUCAUCUCAAUCAAAUGAUAAUCUUGGCCUGGUUCCAUAUUUUCUUAUUGCAGCAUUAUAUUUAGUCCUGAAACCUGUUUUUCAUGACAGAUUUUAGAAAAAUAGGUUAUUACCCAAAAAUACUGAUUGCCGGCUCUUAAAAGAAGUAAGCUUUUUUUUAAAAAAAAAAAGUUGUAUUGAUCGUAAAUUUAAAAUACAGGAGCACUUGCAAAUGUGGCAUCAGUAACAUCAAAGAUUGUAAAUAUGUGUAAAGUGAGUAUGUAAAACUUUGUAGUGUGUACAGCUUUUUAAAUUAAUAAAUGCACACUUUGUUGUGAGUAAUAUAAUAUGUACUUUGUGAAAGAAGAGUAGGAGUUCAGUAGCCCUCUAACCAGCAUAGAGAAUAGUAAGGAAUGCUGGGAUAUCUAUAUGGCUACAUGAUUCCCAUCUGUGACAUCAGAGUGGGUGUAUUGUAGGUCAGCCCUGGCAACUUAUCAGCACAUGCUUAUCUAGUUCUUAAUUCCUCUGUGUCACUGCACUUCUGUUGGAGAAGUGUUCCUCUGUUUUCUAGUAUUAGGAGUACUGAAGUAUUGCACACCUCUGCGUCUUCAAAAAGGAUUGAGAGCUCCUGCGGUGUGCAGAAAAGAUAUAGCCUAUCACUGGCUGCUUGUCUAUAUGCUUCUUUUUUGUUGUUGAAACACCCAAACAAGCAGCUCACAUGCUUAGCACAGUACUUCCACAGAAAACAGAAGCCCGGGGGUGAUAUAAGCCAGAGUAAGGCAUUAUUUGAAGUGGUGUGUGGUGAAGAAAACCACACAGCUUGAGUAGACAGAGACACAAUUUGUAAUUGUCAUGUACCAAUGAUAAUUUUAUUGCUGCCUGUACUGGCAUAUUUACACCAGCUACUAGGAUUAACUGUAAAAUUGAAUAACUGCUCAUUGAAGGAUAAAAUAAUUUGAUCAUGAUUACCAUCAUGGGCAUUAAGAGUUAAAUCUCUGUAAAAGUAGAAGAAAAUGCAUUUUGUGUUCUUUAGUAGGAAUGUGAAUAAUUCUUAAUGUUUUGAUAAAAUGACUGUUAAUAGAUAUAAAGCUUCCAUUGUAUUGUUAUGAAUAUUGUGCAAUAAAAACUUGAACUUCA
Messenger RNA from Anolis carolinensis (green anole), 3975 nucleotides. It is a transcript of the gene rnf141, whose product is annotated as ring finger protein 141. Gene Ontology annotation, molecular function: ubiquitin-protein transferase activity. The record is from RefSeq and is a predicted model, not a curated record. The transcript has 6 exons. The coding region runs from base 220 to 912 and encodes 230 amino acids. Gene Ontology annotation, biological process: protein autoubiquitination. NCBI's taxonomy places the organism in Eukaryota, Metazoa, Chordata, Lepidosauria, Squamata, Anolidae.